Molecule: messenger RNA, 1003 nt
Organism: Schistosoma bovis
Lineage: Eukaryota; Metazoa; Platyhelminthes; Trematoda; Strigeidida; Schistosomatidae
Source: the annotation of a GenBank genome assembly
UUGCUCCAAUAAGCUGUAGUUUGGUGAGUUUGGAUGCAUAAACAUCCCUUAAUUCAUGUAAAAACAGUCUCUUACGUUUUCUGGUCCUGGAAAGAUAUCCACCAAACUAAGGAUUCCAUCAGUAGUAUAUUUAAUGAUGAAACUUAUGAUUGAAUCUUAACUUCAGAACAAUGUCAGACCCCCAUGGAUGGACUCCAAAUUUAUAAAUCCUAAUCUAAUUUAUCCCCGUUGUUCGAUGUGUGAUGAUAAAGACAGAUUAGGACAAUGCAUAAUUAACCCCAUGGGGUUAGGGGUUUGAUUAAUUUUAAGUCUGUGCUUGUCCACGGUCUUCUCGAAUUCAGUAAACCUUCGGAAAAAAGUUUGAACGUUUUGCUGAGGUUUUCUCGUCAUACUUUAUUACUGACUUUUCGAACAAUAAUACUUAGUACAAAUUUUUCUCACAGAUCAUAUACUCGUAGCGAUGCCGAUUGCUCCAAAUACAUAUCGGGGUGUUUCCCAACCAUCAUGUUUAGCCAAAGUAAAGUUUGGAUUUUUAAUGGGGUUCUGUGUUGGUGUAGCAACUGGUGCUAUAUUCGGCGGAUUCAAUUGUUUAAGAUACGGUUUACGUGGACGUGAAUUAAUUCAAACGGUUGGCAAAGGCAUGUUUCAAGGUGGAGGUACUUUUGGCAUGUUUAUGGCUAUAGGAACUGCCAUCCGUUGUUAAUAAUUCUCAUUAGUUUUUUGACAUCUCAAUUCCAUGUAUGCCUUCUUCGAUCUGUUUUGUUCUUCUCAAAUGCAGAAAUGACCUGUAUCUACUAACAUUCUAUGGUGUGCUUAUGAUGAGGAAACAAAGCUUAGAUUUAGGAGUCAUAGUAUUUUACUAUCUACUUAUCUUUUCUUGUUCCGAACAUUGAUUCGUUUUAAUGUAUGACUGAAUUUAUUGGGUAUGAAAUAUUUUCUAAAGUUGCUGAUAAGUUUUUUUCAAUAAUCCAUGUACAUAAAUAUACAUUACACCUUAGUGAUU